CACGAGUGAAAGGGCGUGGGAGUUUCGGUGCGCGGUUUGGCGCAAGUACAGCAGUGAUGGAGAAGGUGGCGCCCAAGCUCAAGGGCCGAGGUCGGCCUGAGAGCAAGGGGACCGAGAGAGACGACGUCGUCCCACCGCUUCCGAUACCGACCGUCCUGCCUCCGUCCAAGUUCAAACAGAGAGGGAUUUCGUUCAACAUGUGGCGACAGGCCGAAGUCAUACCAGCCGUGAAUCGUGUGUCGUUGCAAGUGUCGGCCGAGGAGCGGAAAAAGCUUGAGCAGGGUCUCGAGGAAUCGGCGAAUCGGUUCAUGUGGACUCCAGAUUCUCCAAUGCGGUUGUCAUGGGACGCUCUCAUUGCCGUCGUCACAGUCUUCUUUGCCUACCGCCUGCCGUACAGUUUGGCGUUUGAAGCGGACGCGACCUUCCAAGAGCAGCCGUGGUCCAUCGCGUUCAACUCGAUCGCGAACGUUCUGUACAUCCUCGACGUGAUCGCAAACUUUCGGUACGGGAACCGCUUGACUUGCCACUACGUCACUCGACGCAACGUAGCACGGGGUACCGCAGCGACGUGGAGGUGAUUUUGGACCCCAAAAAAGUGGCCAUCAAUUAUGUCAAGGUGCGUCGAUCGCUCCUUCGAUCGCGCGCCAUGACGCCAUGUCCACAGACAUGGUUUCUCGUCGACGUGGCUGGAUCGAUUCCGUUUGAGCUCUUUCUCAAGACAGGGGACAGCGGCAUCGAGCGCAAGGCCGUCAAGACGUCCCUCAAAUACUUGAAGAUUCAGAAACUGUUUCGACUCGCGCGCAUCAUUCGGUUCGUUCGGAAGCACAUGCAGUUCAUGUACGCGUUCCAGCUCUCGUUCUUGUACAUCUCGGUCGUCCACUGGGUGGCGUGCCUCGGCCCGAGUAUGCUCUCCCUCGACGUGUCGUCAUUCGUGCCGUUCACGCGCUACGGCAUCUUCCUCUACAUUUCCGUGACCGCGCUCUUUGACCUUGGCAAAAUGGACGGCUUCCCCGAAGACGAACAGAUCGUGCUGGCCGCGUUGUCUGUGUUUGGGUUCUUCCUCGUGUGCCUCGUAUCAGCCAGCAUCACGGCAAUAUUUGUGAGUCAGACGUCGCGCGCGUCCGAGUACCAAGAGAAGAUUCACUCGGUCAUGUCUGACCUGAAAGCGCUCCAAGUCCCGAGGGAGCUGCGCCUUGCGGCCAAAAACUACUACGAGAUGCUCUGGCGCGUGAAGAAGACAUCCGAUCGAUACGAGAAGUUCAUCUACGAAGACCAGGACCUGUCUCCGACGAUACGCGCCGAGAUCGCGCUGCAUAUCCACCGCCGCGCGAUCGCGGUCGUCCCGCUCUUCAAGGGAUGCACCGACGACUGCCUCGCGACCGUCGUCAUGCGCCUCAAGACGCAUCUGUACAUGGCGCACGACGUGAUCUUCCACAAGGGAGAGCCGGGCAGGUCCAUGCUCAUCAUCAUCCGGGGAAAAGUCAAAAUCAUCGGCCCCGACAACCGAACGCUCGUUGCCGUGCUCAAGGAAGGAAGCUUCUUUGGUGAAAUCGGACUCCUCCAAAACACAACGCGAUCAUGCACGGUCGUCGCUGCCACGUUUUGCGAAAUGAAGAGCCUCGCCCAGGCCGACGCGGAAGAUAUCUUUUCCCUGUAUCCACACAUCUUGGAACGGCUGUACCGCGAGUCGGACCGCCGCAAGCGGGACAACUCGACCCGGAACAGCUUUUGCUCGAUCAAAGUGCUCGACAACGCCCACACGGUGAGCAAGGAGUCGAUCGACCAAAUCGACACGGACACCAGAUUCAGCGGGUCCCGAUCCGGUGGCCGCGAACCCAAGUCGCACCCCGAGACGAAAACGUCGCUCAUGAUGAACUUGGGCCCCAACACCAAACCGAACUGGACCAUCUCCGAAGUCGACGGGGCCAUGCGCCACGAGCCCCCUGACAUGAACCUGCGAACGAUGGAGUCCCUGGCGAAUCUGCGCAUGGACUUUGACGAUUUGAAGGAUAUGCUGACGACGGUGCUCGAGAACCAGAAGCUUCUCGUGGAGAAGCUGUCGGAAUUGGAAGCGCGGUCGGUGCACACCCACCAUGCGCAUCGAAGACGGACCAAGGAAUCACCUGAACACGUUGGUGGAAGUCUGAAGAAGGAAGGGUCGUUGAAGCGGCGGGAAUUGCUGCACAUGACUGGUGAAAGCGAUCGAUCCAUCAGGUUGAACGGGACCGGCAGCAACGGCACGACAGAGGAGGAGCACAAAGUCGUGAACAGGCUUAUGGUGGAGCCCGAGCGACCGAAAUCAUAAUUAUCCUAUUGUACCGCUCGGUUUAUACUCCUGUGUGUCUGACAAGCCGAGGAGGUUCCAAGAGAGAUCGAACGAGAUCUCCCUUGCAUUUCUUUGCGGCAUCAGGGCCAAGCCGCGACCGUCUCCCCAUCACCAUCGACCCCCUCUCGAAAUUCGAACGAUGGGUUCAGCCGCGGGAAGGACAAUGUGCCUUCGACAGUCCUUGGCUCAUAAGGGAGCUCCCUGUGGCUGUCGAAGAGCGUUGGCAAGGAGCCUUCGCGUUGCUCGCUGCCCAUGUAGCGGGCAACAAUGUCGAUCUGGUGCGCGGUGGAUGCGACGGCAAGUUGGCGUUGCUCACGCAUGUCAUUCGGC
Aphanomyces invadans is the source of this 2656-nucleotide messenger RNA. RefSeq lists its product as hypothetical. Gene Ontology annotation, molecular function: voltage-gated potassium channel activity; protein-containing complex binding. The record is from RefSeq and is a predicted model, not a curated record. The transcript is spliced from 9 exons. Gene Ontology annotation, biological process: potassium ion transmembrane transport; regulation of membrane potential. Bases 647 to 2305 code for a protein of 552 amino acids. NCBI's taxonomy places the organism in Eukaryota, Oomycota, Saprolegniomycetes, Saprolegniales, Verrucalvaceae.